Terrapene triunguis (Three-toed box turtle) is the source of this 4756-nucleotide messenger RNA. It is a transcript of the gene ANKRD52, whose product is annotated as ankyrin repeat domain 52. Gene Ontology annotation, molecular function: protein binding. The record is from RefSeq and is a predicted model, not a curated record. NCBI's taxonomy places the organism in Eukaryota, Metazoa, Chordata, Testudines, Emydidae. Bases 1 to 3276 code for a protein of 1091 amino acids. The transcript is spliced from 27 exons.
AUGGGACUUCCUCUGCCCCUGCACGGCAUCCGGGGGCCGUGUCGGACCCACCCCCAGAUUUCUCCCCCAGCUGUGUCUUUCUCUUUGCAGCCUCCUCUGGUCCAAGCCAUCUUCAACCGCGAUAUAGAGGAGGUGCGGUCGUUGCUGAACCAGAAAGAGAAUAUCAAUAUAUUGGACCAAGAACGACGAACCCCACUGCAUGCUGCUGCCUACUUAGGAGAUGUCCCAAUCAUUGAGCUCCUAAUACUGUCAGGUGCUAACGUAAAUGCAAAGGACACUGUUUGGCUAACCCCGCUGCAUCGCGCCGCAGCUUCUCGCAAUGAGAAGGCACUUAACCUCCUCCUGAAGCACUCGGCGGACGUCAACGCCCGCGAUAAGUACUGGCAAACGCCGCUCCACGUCGCCGCUGCCAACAGAGCCACCAAGUGCGCGGAGGCCAUCAUCCCCCUGCUGAGCAGUGUGAACGUGGCAGAUCGCACCGGCCGCACGGCGCUGCACCACGCCGUGCACAGCGGCCACAUCGAGGUGGUGAACUUGCUCUUAAACAAGGGGGCCAGCCUGAGCACGUGUGACAAGAAGGAGCGUCAGCCCAUCCACUGGGCAGCCUUCCUAGGGCAUUUGGAAGUUCUGAAGCUGCUGGUGGCCCGGGGAGCUGACGUCAUGUGCAAGGAUAAGAAGGGUUACACCUUGCUCCACACCGCGGCAGCCAGUGGCCAGGUCGAGGUCGUGAAACACCUGCUGAGGCUGGGAGUCGAGAUCGAUGAACCCAAUUGCCUUGGGAACACUGCACUUCACAUCGCCUGUUACAUGGGCCAGGAUGCCGUGGCCAAUGAGCUGGUCAACUACGGCGCCAACGUCAAUCAGCCCAACGAGAAGGGCUUCACCCCUCUGCACUUUGCUGCCGUCUCCACCAACGGGGCCCUUUGCCUGGAGCUCCUUGUGAACAAUGGAGCCGACGUGAACUUUCAGAGUAAGGAAGGGAAGAGCCCUUUGCAUAUGGCUGCCAUUCACGGACGGUUUACACGUUCUCAGAUCCUCAUACAGAACGGCAGCGAGAUAGACUGUGCUGACAAAUAUGGCAAUACCCCCCUCCAUGUUGCUGCUAGAUACGGCCACGAGCUGCUAAUUAGUACUUUGAUGACGAAUGGUGCUGACACUGCAAGGCGUGGAAUCCACGACAUGUUCCCUCUGCACUUAGCUGUUCUCUUUGGAUUUUCAGACUGUUGUCGUAAGCUACUUUCCUCAGGUCAGCUGUACAGCAUCGUCUCCUCACUGAGCAACGAACACGUGCUGUCCGCGGGUUUCGAUAUCAACACGCCUGACAACCUUGGGAGGACGUGCCUCCAUGCUGCUGCUUCUGGAGGGAACGUUGAAUGUCUUAAUUUGCUGUUGAGCAGCGGUGCUGACUUGAGGAGGAGAGAUAAAUUUGGAAGGACUCCACUGCACUACGCGGCUGCCAAUGGCAGCUAUCAGUGUACGGUGACGCUGGUCACCGCCGGAGCCAGUAUUAACGAGACGGACUGUAAAGGCUGCACUCCCUUACACUAUGCUGCUGCUUCGGACACGUACAGGAGAGCGGAGACUCAUUCAGGAAACAGCCAUGACACUGACGAGGAGCCACUGAAGGAGUCCAGAGUGAAGGAGGCAUUCUUUUGUUUAGAGUUCUUACUGGAUAACGGUGCGGACGCGUCGCUCCGGGACAAGCAGGGAUACACCGCUGUCCACUAUGCAGCUGCCUACGGCAACAGACAGAACCUCGAGUUGCUCCUGGAAAUGUCUUUUAACUGCCUGGAGGACGUGGAAAGCACCAUCCCAGUCAGCCCUUUGCACUUAGCUGCCUAUAACGGUCACUGUGAAGCCCUAAAGACACUUGCCGAAACCCUCGUGAACCUUGACGUGCGGGACCACAAAGGGCGGACGGCGCUGUACCUUGCCACGGAGAGGGGCUCCACGGAGUGCGUGGAGGUGCUCACCAGCCACGGUGCUUCCGCCCUUGUGAAGGAGAAGAAGAAGAAGUGGACGCCGCUCCAUGCUGCAGGUGGGAGUGGAAAGGCACCUCUGCUGGGUUGGUCAGUGGAUCGGGCACCACAAAUCUCAUUGCAGGGUUCUUUGCUGCAAACCCCACUGAUGCUGGCGAUCAUGAACGGCCACGUCGACUGCGUCCAUCUCUUGCUGGAGAAGGGAUCCACAGCAGAUGCAGCGGACAGGAGAGGCAGGACUGCGCUGCAUCGAGGGGCGGUGACGGGGUGUGAGGACUGCCUGGGAGCCCUGCUGGACCACGAUGCCUUUGUAUUGUGUCGGGAUUUCAAGGGUCGAACCCCGAUCCAUUUUGCGUCGGCGUGUGGGCAUUCAGAAAUCCUGAGGACCUUGCUGCAGGCAGCGAUCUCUACUGACCCUCUGGACUCCGUGGUCGAUUACAGCGGCUACUCACCGAUGCACUGGGCUUCGUACAGUGGACAUGAAGAUUGUCUUGAAUUGUUACUUGAACACAAUCCAUUUGUGUACCUAGAAGGAAACCCCUUUACUCCAUUGCACUGUGCAGUAAUUAACAGCCAGGAAGGCACUGCUGAAAUGCUGGUGGAAGCAUUGGGUGCCAAGAUUGUUAAUAGCAGAGAUGCCAAAGGAAGGACACCCCUUCACGCUGCUGCCUUUGCAGACAACAUCCACGGUUUACAGCUGCUGCUGCGUCACCAGGCUGAGGUAGACACGACUGACCAGUUGGGAAGGACCCCUCUCAUGAUGGCUGCUGAGAACGGGCAGACCGCAGCAGUCGAGUUCCUGCUGUAUAGAGCGAAAGCAGAUUUAACUGUGCUGGACGUCAACAAGAACACGGCUCUUCACCUGGCCUGCAGCAAGGGUCAUGAAAAGUGUGCCUUGUUGAUUCUGGGGGAAACCCAAGACCUUGGCCUUAUCAAUGCAACUAACAGUGCUCUGCAGAUGCCGCUCCAUAUUGCAGCUCGGAACGGGCUGGCCUCUGUUGUCCAGGCCUUGCUCAGCAGAGGCGCCACUGUACUUGCUGUGGAUGAAGAAGGUCACACCCCAGCCUUGGCUUGCGCCCCCAACAAGGACGUUGCAGACUGCCUGGCACUUAUCCUCUCCACCAUGAAGCCUUUUCCACCUAAAGACGCCAUCAGCCCUUUCAGCUUCAACCUCCUCAAGAACUGCGGCAUUGCGGCCAAAACAGCGGCCUGUGGGGCCCUGCCCAACGGCAGCACGUGCCCCUACACCAAGGACCGGCACAAUGCUAUCGGCUUAGACGGCUGUUACUCGGAGUAGCUUAAACUAUGGGUAUCUAAUAUCUUCUUCUAUUUAUUUAGAAAUUCUAUAAAUAUAGGGCACUUUAAAGGAGAACAAGACUGGACAGGCCUUCACACAGGGCUUGGCAACCGACGUUAGUUUCCUCUUCUGCCUAGGCCCUCACUCGGUUGCCAGCAGCUAAUUGACUUAAUGAGCAGCUGGCAAAGAGCCUUUCCCUACCCCACGUUCAGUGCGGGCGAACCCCUCCUGGAGCGACGGCUGGCAAAAGCAGCCCCGUUGCGUUAGCACAGCUGGUCCCGGGCAGGGGCCAGGGAAUGUUUCAGGUUUUCUGAAAAAGGGACUUUCUGAUUUCUAACGUCCUGUUUCUAGAACUAACCUCUCCCCAUUGGGAAGCUCCUUAGGAGGGCAGCCCUGCUUGGUGGUUCUUCAAUGCCCUCCUCCCGUCACCACCCCCGCUGGGCCAGGGCCGCCGCUGGGCUUCGUCUCUUGGUGACCGCUGAGCUCUGAGGCGGCAGUGAUCAAACAGCCUUACAGGGCUGCUUGUUGAGAGGCGGCUUCUCCGCCAUUAGGAAUUGGAUUGCCAAUUCCUUUCACCCGGGAGCUGGGAAGAAAGUUUGGUCCCUCCCAGCCCUGAGGUUGGAUUGACUUUGGAGCCAGUUUUGUUUCAAAGCCUCCACCUGGAACUUCCCUUCCUGCCUGUCUAACCCUCCGCUUUCCUUUCAGUUCCCCUCCCGUGCCCCCGACUCUGCAGCGUGCCGGCUCUGUUCAUUCCACAGUUGCACAGUCUAGCCAGAAAGCGGAAACUUGAACUUGGGGGGGAGGGGGGGAGAGAGAUUAGACAAGCGAGCGACUGCUGAGUGGUGGGUGUUAGCACCUGGGCAAGUGCCACUGUAACUGCUCCUUCAUCUGAAUCGUUUUGUUUUCAUGCUCAUCCUUUGAUUCCAAUAAGAACACUUGAAUCCCGAACUACUGUACCCAGGACAUUGAGAUAACCUCUGGCAGCUCUCACUCCUUCAUAUGCAAAAACGGGUGCUACUGUCCAUCCGCCGCGGUCUGCUCCGAACCCCACGUUUGCACUGCUGGAAUAUUCCCUCCCCACACCAGGCACUUUAGGGAUUCUAAUUUUUCUCUUCUUUUGGCAAAAUGUUGGAUCCUGAGAGGCGAUUCCUUCUUAAGUUUUGUUCCUCUCCGUAUUGCGCGGCCAUUCCCAUGUGAGAGUUCGUCAGUGUUGCUUUUUAAAAAUUUAUUUAUAACGAAAUGAGCUUUUACCUUAAAAAAAAAAAAAAAAAAAAAAAAAAGUUUUAACCUUUUAAGGAAAAAAAUGCACUUCAAAGUCCUUAUUCACAACCCUAAGUCUGUAUUUAUUUUUCUAACGUGGCAUCUUGGCAGGUUUUAUUAGCGUGUGUGUAUGUGGGAUUGGUGUUUUCAUUUAAGUGUUGUUGGUUUUUUUUUUAAUUUUAAAAAUCCUAUUUAUAAUGCAUGUUUGAAACAUUCAAGA